Messenger RNA from Cydia pomonella (codling moth), 4147 nucleotides. RefSeq lists its product as uncharacterized. The coding region runs from base 145 to 1671 and encodes 508 amino acids. NCBI's taxonomy places the organism in Eukaryota, Metazoa, Arthropoda, Insecta, Lepidoptera, Tortricidae. The record is from RefSeq and is a predicted model, not a curated record. The transcript is spliced from 2 exons.
UGUUUUCGAACGAGUCCGUUCGUCUUGUUUUUAAUCGAUGGUUCCCGUCGUCUGUUGUCAGCCAUUAGCCGAAUAAAACUGAUCGCAUAUAAAUUGACUUAUUAUUUAUAUAAUAACUUGGUGUCAGAGAAGUGGUAAAGAAAAAUGGAAGUAGAAGAAUAUAAGAAACUUCUGGAGCAACAGUCCCAAUUGGUAGCCGUGAUGCAGCAACAAAUGCUCAUGCUGCAAGACCAAGUGAAAAAUGUCACAUCUGCAGAGGUCAAAAGCCGCGUCUCCGUGCCCUGGCCGCAGCCUUUAGAAGUGGAUGAUGGCGAUCCUUAUGAAAAUCUUACCUUUUUUAAGAGCCGCUGGGAAGAUUAUUGCCUUGCUACCGGAAUGAAUAAUUGGAGUACCGAAAAAGAAGAAACAAAAUCAGGCCUUCUCCUGAGCGCAAUCGGUAGCAAAGCUAUGAAAAAAUAUAUGGAUUUUGGAUUGUCCGAGAUAGAAAAGAAGAGUCAUAAUAAAAUAUUUGCAAAAAUGGAAGAGGCCAUAUUUCAAAAAACAAAUGUAAUAUUCUCGAGGUACUUGUUCAAUAUCAAAAACCAGAAUGAAGAAAGCUUUGACGAGUAUUUACUGGCUCUAAAGAAACUGGCUAAAAGGUGCAAUUAUAAAGAGUUUGAAGAAGAGAUUUUAAGAGACAGAAUUGUGGUAGGAAUAAAGGAUGGUGAAGUUAUCAAAGAGUUAUUGAAAAAGCAAGACCUAACUUUAGAAACAGCCAUAAACAUUUGUCGUGCUUCGGAAGGUGCAGCUGCUCAAGUUGCAGAUUUACAGAAAUCAGAAGCAGUUAACAAGAUUUCCAAGAAUAAAAAGCUUAAAAAUGACACACCUAAGAAGUGUAAAUUUUGUGGAGGUGUUCAUGUGUACCAAAAGAAAGUAUGCCCAGCCUGGGGACAGCGUUGUGAUGAAUGUGGGGGUCGAAACCAUUUUAAAAAUGUUUGUAAGAAGCGUGAAACAGUAAAAGAAUUACAAGAAGACUCGGAUGAUAGUGUCAUCAUAGCAGAGGUGAGGCACAAUGAAGAGUCAGGUCAUGCAGAGGCACCACUUUUGUUCCAUAUCGGUGAGAAAAAACAGAAAAUAUACUGUACUCUGGACACAGGAGCAGCAGUUUGUGUGAUGGGAGCAGAAUAUUAUAAAAAGUUAACGGGACAAAAGGACUUAUUGUCUUUAACUCCACCAGUAAAAAAGUUGAAAGCUUUUAAUGGCUCUCCCAUCAUUAACUAUGGAAAUGCAUCCUUCAUAGUAACCAGAAAGAAUAAGGAUUAUAAAUUAAACUUUCACAUCGUCAAUGUAAACCAUGAACCGCUUCUAUCAGAGAAAGCUUGUUUAGCUCUAGGCUUUAUUCAAUACUGUGAUGAACUAUCAACAGACCUGGAUCGUUCUAAAGCUAAGCAAAUAAUGAAACAGUAUGAAGAUGUCUUUGAGGGUUAUGGCAGCCUCCCGGGUGAAGUGUCAUUGGAGCUGGAUGAAUCUAUUCCUGCCCGCAUUCAGCCUGCACGUCGAGUCCCAGUUGCUCUAAAAGAAAAAUUAAGAACAGAACUGGAACAACUGGAAGCCGAUGGUAUCAUAGCGAAGGAGACACAGCACACAGAUUGGGUGGCUCCGACUCCCGUUCGGGCUCUGUUCAUCGCCUGAGAUCUUCCAGCAACAACUCUCCAGCCUACUAAAAGACAUAAAGGGCAUCGAGAUUAUAGCAGAUGACAUUUUAAUUUACGGUGUUGGAGAGACCAUCGAAGAAGCAGUGUUGGAUCAUAACAGUAAAUUGGAAAAAUUACUAAUAAGGUUAAGAGAAAUAAAUUGUAAGUUGAAUAAAGAUAAAGUAAAUCUGCUAAAAACAUCAGUGAAAUUUUAUGGACAUAUAUUAACCAACGAAGGUUUAAAGGUGGAUAAAACUAAGGUAGAGGCUAUUAACAACAUGCCCACUCCUACAUCUAGUAAGGAUGUUUUACGUUUUCUGGGAAUGGUUGGAUACCUUAGCAGAUUCAUAAAAAAUCUUAGUGUUCAAGCUACACAUCUUAGGAGGCUUACUAGAAAAGAUGUGGAUUUUGUUUGGUCUGAAGCAGAGGAUAAAGAAUUUAAUAUGAUAAAAAAGAAAGUUACUGCUUUGCCUACACUGCAAUAUUUUGAUGUAAAUCAAGAAGUUAUUCUAGAAUGUGACGCUAGUGAAUAUGGCUUGGGUGCUGCAAUGUAUCAAAACAAGCAGGUAAUAGCUUUUGCAUCUAGAUGUUUGACAAAAACUGAAAAAAAAUAUGCUCAAAUAGAGAAAGAAAUGUUGGCAGUGGUGUUUGCUUGCAUACGAUUUAAUCAAUAUGUAGCUGGUAAUAGUAAAAUUAUUGUCAAGACAGAUCACAGACCAUUAAUUAAUAUUGUAAAUAAACCACUGAUUGAAGCCCCAAAGAGACUGCAAAUGAUGCUACUUACGCUACAAAAAUAUAAUGUACAGUUACAGUUUAUUCAAGGAAAAGAAAAUGUUGUAGCAGAUGCCCUAUCCAGAGCUCCGGUACAGGAAGUAGGUGACACUUAUGAUCUGGAAAGUAAAAUUAAAGAAAAAAAAGUUUUUAAACUGAUAAGCAAAAUUUCAAGUCCAAAAUAUUUAAAGAUCACAGAUAAACUCUUAGAAAAGAUUAAAGAAGAGUCAAUAAAAGACAAACUUUGUCUACAGUUAAGUGAAUAUAUUAUUAAUGGAUUCCCCAGAUACAUAUCAGACAUGCCGGCAGAGGUCAAGAUCUUUUACAAAUUUAAACAUGAACUGUCAACAUCUGAUGGGCUCAUUUUUAGAAAUAACCAGGUAUUGAUUCCAGAAGCAUUAAGAGCAGAGAUGAUGCAAAGAGUUCAUGUCAGUCACAAUGGAGUCUCUAGUACACUUCGUUUAGCUAAGGGAAACAUUUUCUGGCCUGGAAUGUCUGGUGAACUAAAAAAAUAUGUUGAGAAAUGUACAUUUUGUAUGGCUCAUGCUCCGUCACAACAGAAACUUCCUCUAAUGUGUCAUGACGUACCGGCUUACCCUUUCCAAUAUGUAUCCAUGGAUGUGUUUUCAGUGGGAGAUCUAAAGUUUUUGGUCACUAUAGAUCAUUACUCAGAUUUUUUCGAAUUAGACAAAAUUUCUAAUUUAACAGCUAACGAAAUCAUAUCCAUCUGUAAGAAAAACUUUGCUCGACAUGGUGUUCCUCAGAGAGUAUGCACAGACAAUGCAACCAAUUUUGCCAACGAGGCCUUUAAGAAGUUUGCAGAUAAGUGGAAUUUCGAGCAUGUAACAUCAUCACCACAUCACUCAGAGUCUAAUGGAAAAGCCGAAGCUACCGUGAAAAUUGCAAAAAAGUUAGUAAUUAACAGCCUGGAAACCAAACAAGAUUUAUGGUACAGUUUACUUCAUCAGCGUAAUGUUCCUAUAGAAAUGGACUUUACCAGUCCUUCUCAGAAAUUAUUUUCAAGAAGAACACGUUCUGGACUUCCUUGCCUAUUAAGACACUUAAAGCCAAAAAUUAUUUCUGAUAUUCCAGUUAAAAUAAAAAAAAGAAAAGAGAAGAUAAAACGGAAAUGGGAUAAAAGAUGUGCUGAGCUGCCAGAAUUGCAGGUAGGACAGAAUGUUGUUACUCAACUUCAGCCCGAGAUUGAUAAGAGGUGGAGUUUUGGUACUAUCACUAAGAAGCUAAAUAAAAGAUCGUACAUAGUACAGGUAAAAGACAAAGCAUACAGAAGAAGUAGAAUUCACAUAAAGCCCUACAGUGGGGACAUUGUAGACGGUGGUUACCUUAGUCAGACACAGGUCCCAGAUCACCAACCACUUGACUGGCAGAGAGUACCAGAGUUUUCUGGAUUUGAAUUAGUUGAACAGAAUCAGAAUGAUAACCCUUUUGUGGUUCAGCCACCUAUCAGAGAACAGCCACCACCGAUGGAACCUGAAGAGGCCGUGCGCCGCAGUGGGCGGGCUAGGACACAACCACAUCAUCUAAGAGACUAUAUUGUAUCUUGUUUUGAGAAAGGGAGAUGUUUCCGAACGUGAUUAUUUAGUUAUAAGUGUUUUCGAACGAGUCCGUUCGUCUUGUUUUUAAUCGAUGGUUCCCGUCGUCUGUUGUCAGCCAUUAGCCGAAUAAAACUGAUCGCAUAUAAA